Messenger RNA from Triplophysa rosa, 2623 nucleotides. RefSeq names its product glutathione synthetase (gene gss). Gene Ontology annotation, cellular component: cytosol. The record is from RefSeq and is a predicted model, not a curated record. Gene Ontology annotation, biological process: glutathione biosynthetic process. Lineage: Eukaryota; Metazoa; Chordata; Actinopteri; Cypriniformes; Nemacheilidae. The coding region runs from base 215 to 1642 and encodes 475 amino acids. Gene Ontology annotation, molecular function: glutathione synthase activity; ATP binding; glutathione binding. The transcript has 13 exons.
GCGUUUCUGUUCAGUGGUUGGACAAAUGCAGAAGCAUUGAUGGGGGAUACCGGACAUGGGUCAACACGAUUGAAACUUCUGUAUGUGACCGACUGAUCACCACUUUGGCUGCUAAAAGUUAAUAUUUAAAAAUCAUACAGACUCUGUUAACCAGAAUCCUUACGGGCGAAGCAGAAGAGAAGGACCAGCGUCGGCGCGCAUCAGAUUUUCUGCCAUGUCUGCAACACGGGAAGAGGUCCUGAGAGAUGAAAAUCUGAUCGAAUAUCUCCAGGAGAUUGCUAGAGAUUCUGCAUUUUUACAUGGAGUGUUGAUGAGGACCAAAGAAACUCCAAACUCACCUGAGGUGGCGAGUUAUGCACCGUUCACAUUGUUUCCCACACGAGUGCCCAGCGCUGUCUUUACUCAGGUGCUGACAGUACAGACACAUUUUAACCGGCUGGUGGAUCGGGUCAGUCAGAACCCCUCAUUUUUAGAGGAAUCUCUGGCUAGCACUAUCAAAGUUGAUGAUUUUACAGCAAGGCUUUUUAACAUAUACAAACAAGUUAAGGAGGAGGGUUGGGCCCAGGCAAUAGUUCUGGGUCUGAAUCGUUCAGACUACAUGUUAGACCAGAGUCCAGAUGGUGGGACAUCCUUAAAGCAGAUUGAAAUCAACACGAUUGCUGCAAGUUUCGGUGGGCUUGCUUCACAGACCCCAGAUGUUCAUCGUCACAUUCUGAAGGUUGCAAACCUGUUAGAGGAACAAAAUCGUAUUUUGGACAAUAAUCCUGCAGCAGGUCUGGCGAGAGGUUUGGCAAAGGCCUGGGAGCUGUAUGGAUCUGAGAGCGCAGUGGUGAUGUUUCUGGUUGAGGAUCUCCAGAGGAACAUUUAUGACCAUCGAUACAUAGAAAAUGAGCUGUGGAAGAAAAAUGUUCCUGUGAUCAGAAGACGGUUUGAGGAUGUGUGUAGAACUGGACAUCUGGAUCAGAGAAGGAGGCUUUUUGUAGACAGCAAAGAGAUCGCCAUUGUUUACUUCCGUAAUGGAUACAUGCCCCAAAACUACACCUCAGAGCAGAGCUGGGAUGCUCGACUGAUGAUGGAGCGAUCUCUGGCUGUGAAGUGUCCAGACAUCAGCACUCACCUCGCUGGUACCAAGAAGGUCCAGCAGGAGUUGGCCCCAGCGGGCGUUCUGGAGCGCUUCUUUCCUGAUGAACCUGAAACUGUUGCUCAGAUACGGGCUACUUUCGCUGGCCUGUACACCUUGGACAUGGGAGAAGAAGGUGAUAAAACUGUGGCAAUGGCUUUGGCAAAUCCAGAUCAGUAUGUACUUAAACCUCAGAGAGAGGGAGGUGGUAAUAACAUUUAUGGUCAGGAGAUCUGUGAGGUGCUGGAGAAAGUGAAGAACUCCAGUGAAAGAACGGCCUACAUCCUGAUGGACAAGAUCCAGCCUGUCCCAUCACAGAACUACCUGGUCCGGCCCGGAGCUCCUGUUAAACUGAACUACUGUUUGAGUGAGCUGGGUGUGUUUGGAGCAUACGUCAGGAAAGGGAAAGAAAUGGUGUUUAAUGAAUGUGUGGGCCACCUGCUGAGGACCAAGAGCUCUGAACAUGCUGAUGGGGGUGUGGCUGCAGGAGUAGCAGUUCUCGACAACCCACUGUUGUUUUGAACUAUACUGCCCCCAGUGGACAGAAAGAGAUGUUUGUACUCAUUAUUUUCAACAUGAAAUGUUGUCUGUUUAACGUCUCCAUCACAGGCCAUUAAUCAUAAUGGGCAAAAGCUGUGACUUUCAAAUUGUUCAUGUAAAUAUUUUAUACCUCGUUUAAGGGAUAUUGCAGACUGUUGCAGUAUGUCAGAAGUAGCCAUUAACAUGAAUAAAUAUGAUUUUUAUAACAUUAUUCACAUGUUUUAAUAAACGAACAUCCAUUCCCAUGCUUCAUUGGAAAUUUGAUUUAUUACUUUAUUGAUUAGGAUUACUAUCAAUCAUGAUGAGUAGUGACCAAAGGUGAAUUGUUUUAUAUUAAAAAAUUGAAUUAUUUAAACUUUAUGUAGUUUAUCUGAAAAAAUGUACAAACAUUUGUUAGCCUAAAUUCUGGGGCCAUAAAUGUUUUUAUUGUGUUUUUGUGACAGUAUUUUUCGAUCACAGGCACCAGUCACAAAUAAAAUAAAAUAUUACAAUUUUAGUAAGGAUGACUGACAUUGACUUAAAUUCCAAGGCUAAAAUCUAAACAAUUUUAUUUAGCGACUGUAAACCAUUUAUAUCUAUGCUGUAAACAAUGACUGAGCGUAUAACUGGAACAGAUUGGUUAUGACUAAUGCAUUAACUGGAGUGAUUGUGUAUGCAGCUUUAGGCUGUUUUAGCUGUUGUUUUUUCUUUCCUUCCACAUAAACCAUUUUUACAAAAAAACAACAAUGUUUUAUAUGCCCAUCAUGUUUAUGUUCUUUAACCAAAAUAUUCAGGCGCAAGGGCUUUUGGGUAUUUCCCAUUUUAAUUUUAAGCUCAUACGUUAAACUUUUCAUGAACUAUAAUUUCUGCAAUUUUUUGCUUAAGCAAUGCUAAUAAUAAAUGAUGUAAAUAAUGCUUGUAGGAUUUUUAUAAAACAUUAGGCCCAGAGCCUGAUUUAAUUGUAUUUAAUAAACGAUUUGUUGU